Molecule: messenger RNA, 2615 nt
Organism: Cyprinus carpio (common carp)
Lineage: Eukaryota; Metazoa; Chordata; Actinopteri; Cypriniformes; Cyprinidae
Gene: npffr2a
Product: neuropeptide FF receptor 2
Biological process (GO): regulation of MAPK cascade; regulation of adenylate cyclase activity; G protein-coupled receptor signaling pathway
Cellular component (GO): membrane
Molecular function (GO): peptide binding; neuropeptide receptor activity; opioid receptor binding
Source: RefSeq, a predicted model, not a curated record
GCAAUAAUCUCAGCUUCAAAACAAAAGGUCACGGUGCAAAAUAAUAAUAAUAAUAAUAAAUACUUAACUGUUUACCUUUUGUUGGUGACAUUUUCAAUGUCCCGUGGUCCGGAGCUGAAAAGCACACUGGACGCAGCAUAAAGUAGCGCCCAGAGCCCAAGAACACAACUGAACGCUGUGUCCAUCCCCACGCGCGCCGUGACGCUUAAAAGCGCAUCAUCACUGGGCCAGUCUCAAUUCUCAGUUUUCUCUCCCUCUCUCGUGCCUGCGCAUUGUUCACUGACAGUUCGCUGAAGAGUGUGGAAGUGACACCGCCAGCUUUGCUUCGCAUUGGAAACUUGUUGAAACUACAGAUUAUGACAAGCAAUAUGCCGGACUUCGCGUUAAGAAGAAAAUGAAAUUCAUUUGUAAACAUUAAUUCAGUUGUUACACGUUUAAAAAGCUUUCCAAAGACUUCUUAUGUCUCUUCUUGGAGGAACGGGCGAACAAGAAGGUGUUCGUUUUUUACCUGGGAACAGGUAGUACUGUAUGGAAACUGGGUGUAAAAAAAAGAUCUAAAAUGAAUGAAACACUGGACCUGAACAUUACUCUUGAGGAUGGUGGAAACUGGACUUUUGUCAAUGGUUCCAAUGAAUUCUUCUUACCUCAGAACAAUGUUACAUACGUUGGAUAUUACCUGCAUCAGCCAUCUGUAGCAGCAGUGUUCAUUGUUUCCUACCUGCUCAUAUUCCUGGUCUGCAUGGUUGGAAAUGGAGUGGUGUGUUUUAUUGUGUUACGGAGCAAAAACAUGCGCACCGUCACCAACCUUUUCAUCCUCAACCUCGCCAUCAGUGACCUUCUUGUUGGGAUUUUCUGCAUGCCCACAACUCUUCUUGACAACAUUAUUACAGGUUGGCCGUUUGGAAGCAUGGUCUGCAAAAUGAGUGGUAUGGUCCAGGGCAUAUCAGUCUCAGCCUCCGUUUUCACCUUGGUUGCCAUUGCGGUUGACAGAUUCAGAUGUAUUGUGUAUCCCUUCAAGCAAAAACUGACAAUAUCAACAGCCACUCUCAUUAUUGUGAUAAUCUGGGUCCUGGCAGUGUCCAUCAUGUGCCCCUCUGGCGUAAUGCUUCAGGUGACUAAAGAACAAACCAUUCGUGUGUUCCUGGGAGAUGGCAACCGAACAAGUCCUUUUUACUGGUGCAGGGAAAACUGGCCUAACCAGGAGAUGAGGAAAAUCUACACCACCGUCCUGUUUGCCAACAUUUACCUGGCUCCUCUGUCGCUCAUAGUGAUCAUGUAUGCAAGGAUUGGAAUCACUCUGUUUAAAACGGCCAUGCCAGCAGGGGCCAAACCGGGCCAUGAUAACCGUCACUCUGUGUCGAAGAAAAAACAAAGAGUGAUCAAAAUGCUCCUCAUCGUGGCCUUGCUCUUCAUCUUGUCCUGGUUGCCUCUGUGGACGCUGAUGAUGCUAACAGACUAUGUGAAACUUACUGAACAUCAGUACAAGCUUAUUAACAUUUACAUUUACCCUUUUGCCCACUGGUUAGCUUUUUUCAACAGCAGCGUCAACCCGAUAAUCUACGGGUACUUCAAUGAGAACUUCCGCCGUGGAUUUCAGGCUGUGUUUAAGUUCGGCCUGUGUCCUGUCGGAGGUCAGCAUCGGACCUAUUCUCACAGGGUGCAGGGCAAUUCUGUGCAACCGGUGAACCCACAACCCUCCACAGAGCCCAUCUCUCUUAACAGCCUGGAGAACAACAGCUCGAGGAGGAUGAACCAUGUCAACGAGCAAGACUUAGUGAUGGAAGAUUUAGAGAAAGUGUCUGAAUGCAGCAUGGAAGGAGCUUCUCUUUAAGGGGCUUAGUAGAGAAGAAUACUGUAGAAGGGCAGCAAGCUCAUUGCAUCUCAAAUGACAGACUAAUUAUUUACUUACAGUUUUAAAAUGACAUUGUUAACAUUAUACAGUUGUGUAUAAAAUGGAUUUUAUUUAUUUUGAAUAGUCAUUUGCUGCUAACAUGAAUGUACUUACUGAUGUUGUCAGUAAGAUUGGGCACAUCUGGCAGUUUAUCAACUGUAGUCUUGUAAACUUUACAAUCAAAUUCAUUAAAAAAAACUGUUACAUUGUUGUAAAAUUAUGUAUAUAUACAGAAUCAUUAAGUGCAUUCACUACUUUAUAGUGAUGUAAACAUCUGGGGUUUUGCAGUACAUCAUUUUAUUUAUUGAUUUAUUUUUAUAUGCGGAUAAAAGUAUCAGAAUUGCCAUAAUCCAGAAUCAUUCAUUGUUUCUGGAUUACAAUGUGGGAUUUUAGGCACAGUACUUGCAUAUUAAUACUAAAAUUAUACCUUCAUCCCUCUUCUGUUAUAUGAUCCCUUAAAACGCUGGAAUAAGAAAGUAAUAAUCAUAGUAAGUCACACUUGCCUUUCUGCCCUAACUGACAGUAGUUUGGGCAACAAGAAUAUUUGAAGCACAUGAGUCUGGAUGUAGCACUGUGAUUCACUUGCCUAAAGCUUAGUGUUCUUCAAGCAUGCUUUCUAUUCAAGUUUGUUUGUGCCAAAACCAUCCAUUACCUUUUUUUUUACCCUCUCUUUUUGCAUGUUAAAUAACUUAUGAGAAUUCUCUUCUGCUCACCAAGCCUGCAU